AUGAGAGAGCUUCCCCCUCUGCAACUUGACGGCAUCGAGUCCGAGCGAGAGGAGGAGAUGGAGAUUCAGGCCGAGAACGACGCUGAGAAGUCGGCCGCCAAGGAAGAAGAGGAUAAGGGAGCUUUCGACACGCUCACGGGCUUCUUCCAGCCUCAGACUAACGCUCCGCCCAAGAAGCCUAAGCAUCGCCGCAUCAGGUACCGCUUUCUCACUCCAUCAGAGUGGGCCAUCUUCGCUCAUGGCAUCGGUGGCGUCAAAGACACUGAAGGCCACGUCGCCCUCCAUCCCACCUGCUGGUACUACCCGCCCAAGGGCAUUCCCAGCGGUCUGUACCGAGACGUUAUCUGGCACCGUACCAAGUACUUCUACUUCUAUCACGGCAUGAGCACCAUCCGCUGGUUCGGAUACAUCUUGCAAAUCAUCUUGGGCGCUGUCCUCACCGCCAUCGGCUCCAUGUCCUUCAAAAAUGGUACACCGAUCACCAUCAUUGCCGCGAGCAACACUAUCAAUGCUGGCAUUCUCGCCCUUCUGCACAACAGUGGCCUGCCCGACCGCUACCGCUCCGACCAGGCGGAGUUUAGCGAAGUUGAGGACCACAUCAAGAAGGUUCUCGACACUGGUGUUGUCCCCGAAGACAUGACAGUUGAUCAGGCCCUCGUCCAGUGUUUCGAUCUCUACUGGGAGGCCAAACAAACAAUUCAAGCCAAUAUUCCAGCGGUGUAUACCCCGAGCUCAGUUCUUCAAAGCGGUCAACGGGCUCCUGAGAAGGGCCAGAAAGAGGGUCAGCCUGGCACACCGGGACAGGCACCAGGCAAUACCGGCCGCGGCUCAGUGAUUGCCUCCAGGGUUUCUGCAUCAGCCUCGGCAGCCAAUGCUGGAGCCGGAGACAAGGUUAAGGAGAAGUAG
Molecule: messenger RNA, 906 nt
Organism: Colletotrichum chrysophilum
Lineage: Eukaryota; Fungi; Ascomycota; Sordariomycetes; Glomerellales; Glomerellaceae
Exons: 1
Coding region: 1-906 (301 amino acids)
Source: RefSeq, a predicted model, not a curated record